AUGCUAUGCUGGGGCUGCCUACGCUCUGUUCCAAAGAUGCUUUCCCGCAGAAAACAAGUGCCAGGCAGCUCAGAGGGCUCCAGCCUCCACCGCUGCCUCUCCACCGUGGACCUCAUUGCCCUGGGAGUGGGCAGCACCCUGGGGGCUGGGGUCUAUGUCCUGGCAGGGGAAGUGGCUAAGACCAGCUCUGGCCCAAGCAUCGUCCUUUCCUUCCUGAUUGCAGCUGUGGUGUCCGCCCUGGCAGGGCUGUGCUACGCUGAAUUUGGGGCCCGGGUGCCCCUGGCUGGGUCUGCCUAUCUCUACAGCUACGUGACCGUGGGCGAGCUGUGGGCCUUCGUCGCUGGGUGGAAUCUGCUGCUGUCCUACGUCAUCGGUACUGCCAGUGUUGCCCGGGCCUGGAGCGCUACCUUUGACCAGCUCCUCGGCAAGAAGAUGGGGAGGUUUUUGGGUGCUCAUGCAGCCAUGAGCUCUGUGGGGCUGGCAGAGCACCCAGAUGCCUUUGCUGCUGGCCUGGUGGUCCUGCUGGCAGGGCUUCUUUCCUUUGGAGUGAAGGAGUCCACCAUGGUCAACAAAGCCUUCACAGCUCUCAACAUACUCAUCCUCCUCUUCAUCACAGUGAGUGGCUUCAUCAAAGGUGACCUGAGCAACUGGAAGCUCGGGGAGGACGAACUGCCACGAGCAGCUUCCCAUGAGGAUGGGAACCAGUCCAUGGCCAACAACAUGACCAGUGCCUUUGGGGUGGGAGGCUUCAUGCCCUAUGGUUUCACUGGGACCUUGGCUGGAGCCUCUACCUGUUUCUAUGCCUUUGUUGGAUUUGACUGCAUUGCUACCACGGGGGAAGAAGUGAGGAACCCUCAGAGAUCCAUCCCCAUGGGCAUCAUCCUCUCCCUCCUCAUCUGCUUCCUGGCAUACUUCGGGGUGUCUGCUGCCCUCACCCUGAUGAUGCCCUACUACCUCCUGGACACCAUGAGCCCACUCCCAGUGGCUUUUGAGUACAUUGGCUGGAGCAGUGCAAAGUACACCGUGGCUGCAGGGUCACUGUGUGCCCUGACAACCAGCCUCCUGGGCUCCAUGUUCCCCAUGCCACGGAUCCUGUAUGCAAUGGCUCGAGACGGGCUCCUCUUCAAACCCCUGGCCAAAGUUAGUCGCCGUCAGUGCCCGGUGGUGGCAACGCUGGUGUCUGGAGGACUGGCAGCUCUCCUGGCCCUUCUCUUUGACCUGAAAGCCCUGGUGGACACGAUGUCCAUAGGCACACUGCUGGCCUACUCCGUGGUGGCUGGCUGUGUGCUGCUGCUCAGAUAUCGGCCUGGACCCAGCACUUGGGACAAUCCUGUGAGGAAGGUCCCAGCUGUGCAGCUCUGGUGGGACCACCUUGUCCAGCCACCCCUGCAUCCCACCCCACGUUCCUCCUCUGCAGUGGCCUGGGCUCUGACAGCCGUAGCUGCCCUGAUCUGUGCCCUGAGCUGGGUGAGCACUGCUGGGCUGCCCUGCCUGUGGGCUGGGGGUGCCUGGUGCAUUGCAGCUCUGGCUCUGCCUCUCUUGGGAAUCCUGGCAACAGCUCUGCUCAUCUGGAGGCAGCCUCAGAGCCAGGACAGAGCAUCCUUCAUGGUGAGCACUCAGCCCAGCCCUAGGGACAUCCCCAGGGAGAAGGACCUGGGGCACAGAGAGGGAUGCCAUGGAGAAAGAGUUCCCUGCCUGCCCUUCCUGCCGAUCCUCAGCAUCUCCAUCAACAGCAUCCUGAUGGCCCGGCUCAGCGCGGCCGCCUGGCUGCGGUACCUGCUCUGGAUGGCCGUCGGUUUCCUUAUUUACUUUGGCUAUGGGAUCUGGCACAGCACUGAGGGCCAUUGGCCUGAAGGGGCAGCUCCCUGGGAGCCACCGGGAAGCACAGCCAGGGAAGUGGCCCUGGAGCCCCGUGGGACUGCCCCGUGCCCAUCUACUCCGGGGCAAUAA
This is a messenger RNA of Chiroxiphia lanceolata (lance-tailed manakin), 1950 nucleotides long. RefSeq names its product cationic amino acid transporter 2-like. Gene Ontology annotation, molecular function: amino acid transmembrane transporter activity. Bases 1 to 1950 code for a protein of 649 amino acids. Gene Ontology annotation, biological process: transmembrane transport; amino acid transport. Gene Ontology annotation, cellular component: plasma membrane. The record is from RefSeq and is a predicted model, not a curated record. The transcript is spliced from 11 exons. NCBI's taxonomy places the organism in Eukaryota, Metazoa, Chordata, Aves, Passeriformes, Pipridae.